UUUAGUUAGAGACGUUGAAGAGUUUUGAGCUUCUAAAAAAUACAUGGUGGUAGAUGAAAAUCGUAAAACGAGUUUAUACUCUAGUUGGAUGAAAUAUAAUAAAAAUAUCAAAAAAAUAAAACAACAAACAAACAAACAACAAUAAGUUAUAAGCAGAAUAAAAAACAAGAUAAACAAAUUAAGGAUUUGAGUAAUGACAGAAAAAGUUUUGAAAGGUGAAAGGUUUUAUGUAUGAAAAGGAUUUCAAUUAAAGAAUAAGAGAAUUAAGAAAUCAAGAAAAAUAAGUUUUAAUUAAAUUUUUAAAUAAAUAAAAUUAAGAAAAUUAUUUCUUGAUAAUUUCAGUCAUUUAAAAUAAAUCUUCAAAAAAAAAAACAAUUUAUAAAAAAUAAAAUUAUAUAAAAAACCACAAAAAGUUUAAAGUGCAAAAAAAGUGUUUAACCAAAUUUUACACAAUUAUUUAAUAAAAAAUAAUUAAAAAAACAAAUAAAACUAACCACAAAUAUAUACUUUAUCAUAAAUUAAAAAAAAAAACAGUGUCAAAGAUUCAAAGUCAAAUACCUAUACACAGUCAACGAGGCAUAAAUUUUAUAGAGAGAGCCCAAGUCAGAGAGACAAAAAAACCUUAAGGACAACAAAUUAAAUAAGUGAAUUUAAUGUAAAUUUUUAAUGCAAACAAACAUGACAACAGUUAAAAGGAUUCUCAAAUAAAAAAAAACUACAGCAGAAGAAAAAAAAAAGAUAAUAGAAAACUAUAUACAUAAACUAACAUCACAUUUAUGAAGGAAAUUUUAAUGCAUUUUACGCACAACUAAACGGCUUUUAAUAUCCAUAAACAGAUUAGAAAAAAAGUACCCUCAGCAGCUGUAGUUAUCUUAGAAGUAGUGAGAACAGCAAGAAGCAACCGAAGAAAGUGGCGAAAACAUUAGAAUAGUUUUAAAUAACUUUAACAUGAAGUAUUAUUUAUUCUCCCAUAAAUACAUUUUUAUGCAUUUUAAAUAUUUAUAAAAACACAACAGCAGCAAGGCAUUGGUUUAGAAACGAGUUUCCUUAGCAGAACACAACUCAAUAGCAACGAGGCAGCAAGCAAAGUAAUAGUUUCUAAUGUCUGCGGCAGGCAAACGUUGAGUAUGACACAAAAACGAGGGGAUUCCACAACGUGUUCUUGAAUACAUAAUAAAAAUUCUCCUCUUUAACUAAUACAACUUCCAUCAUACGAAACGACACAGUAUUUAGAUUGAAAUCAAAGAAACAAGAUUGUUGACACAAAAAAAGUGGGGAAAAAGUAGAAUCAUAAAGUCAAAAACAUACAACCUCAACUUGUUGUAGCUGCAGGAAAAGCGAAAAAAAAAAUCUUGAUUUGGUGUAUACACGUGUUUGAGUAAGAGUUAAGAGGUCAAAUAAUAAAAAAAAUCCCGUUUUCCGUAUCCGCACUCCUACGUAUAUACAUGUUUGCGCUGAUUUACUGCGUUUUACUCUAUACCAUCACACACACUCAAAUAAAAAAGUGUGUUUGUGUGUAAAUAACUGUUAGAAUAAAUGUUUAACAGUGCUGUGGUGCAUCUAAUAAUUGUUUAUGACAAGUUUGUGUCUGGCUAGAAAAAAAAAGACACGUGUAUACUGCAGUUGUGACAUUGUUAAAUGAGUUUGAUAUAAAUCAUAAAGGAUCCUUGCCCCAAAAGAAAAUAAAAACUAAACAAUAAAGUGACGUCAAUAUAAAAGACAAGAAGAAAAUCCUGGAAUUUUAAAUAAUUUUUUCUUCGUUACUUUAAACAACAAAUAAGCAGUGGCGCGUCUACUAUUAUGGCUCGUUUUAUAACAACAUCAUCAUCACCAACAUUAACAACAUCGACCGCAGCAACAUCAUCGUCGUCGUGGUCGUCAAAAGCAACAUCCACAGCAACAUCGAUUUCUUCCCAUUCGAGAACAUCCAGAAAAUCCCGUUGUACCUCUAGCCAUUUAUUAAACGCGUUCGCGUCUUUAACGUCUCGUUCGUCGUUAUCGUUAUCGCUGUCGUCAACAACGUCAAAUGACUUAUAUCGUGGUUUUCUCACCACACUCGUUAUACUCUUGCGUAUGUCAUCGGUGGCGUACGGCAUAACGGAUCGUUUAAUUGUUCAAACAACUAGUGGUCCCGUACGUGGUCGUGCGGUAACGGUACAGGGUCGUGAAGUGCAUGUCUUCACAGGUAUUCCGUAUGCAAAGCCUCCUGUGGAUGAUUUACGUUUUCGUAAGCCAGUACCAGCUGAACCAUGGCAUGGCGUUUUAGAUGCAACACGACUGCCAGCAACAUGUGUACAAGAGAGAUACGAAUACUUCCCUGGCUUUUCCGGUGAAGAGAUAUGGAAUCCCAAUACAAAUGUAUCAGAAGAUUGUUUAUAUAUGAAUAUAUGGGCUCCAGCAAAGGCGCGUCUGCGACAUGGUCGUGGAGCCAAUGGUGGUGAGCAUUCAUCGAAAACCGAUCCUGAUCAUUUAAUCCAUAGUGCAACACCCCAAAAUACAACAAAUGGUUUACCCAUUUUAAUAUGGAUCUAUGGUGGUGGCUUUAUGACUGGUUCGGCCACACUGGACAUUUACAAUGCCGACAUUAUGUCAGCGGUGGGUAAUGUUAUUGUUGCCUCAUUUCAGUAUCGUGUCGGUGCAUUUGGUUUUCUACAUCUUUCACCGGUUAUGCCAGGUUUUGAAGAGGAAGCGCCCGGUAAUGUUGGCCUUUGGGAUCAAGCUUUGGCCUUGCGUUGGCUUAAGGAAAACGCUCGUGCCUUUGGUGGCAAUCCCGAAUGGAUGACACUGUUUGGUGAAUCAGCCGGUUCGAGUUCGGUAAAUGCCCAGCUAGUUUCGCCAGUUACCAGAGGUCUAGUGAAACGUGGCAUGAUGCAAUCGGGUACCAUGAAUGCACCCUGGAGUCAUAUGACUUCGGAAAAGGCAGUAGAGAUUGGUAAAGCUUUAAUAAACGAUUGCAAUUGUAAUGCCUCAUUGUUGUCGACUAAUCCUCAAUCGGUAAUGGCCUGCAUGCGUGCGGUCGAUGCAAAAACAAUUUCAGUACAACAAUGGAAUUCCUAUUCGGGUAUUUUAAGUUUUCCCUCAGCUCCCACUAUAGAUGGUGCAUUUUUACCAGCUGAUCCCAUGACUCUUAUGAAAACAGCUGAUAUGUCUGGUUAUGAUAUUAUGAUUGGAAAUGUCAAAGAUGAGGGUACAUAUUUUCUCUUAUACGAUUUUAUUGAUUACUUUGAUAAAGAUGAAGCAACAUCAUUGCCACGUGAUAAAUAUUUAGAAAUAAUGAAUAAUAUAUUUAAUAAGGCCACACAAGCCGAACGGGAGGCCAUUAUAUUUCAGUAUACCAGCUGGGAAGGUAAUCCAGGAUAUCAAAAUCAACAGCAAAUUGGCAGAGCUGUAGGUGAUCACUUCUUUACCUGCCCCACAAAUGAGUAUGCACAGGCAUUAGCUGAACGAGGUGCACAAGUACAUUACUACUACUUUACACAUCGCACAAGUACCUCCUUGUGGGGUGAAUGGAUGGGCGUUUUACACGGCGAUGAAAUCGAGUACUUCUUUGGUCAACCCUUAAAUACAUCACUGCAGUAUCGAGCCGUAGAACGAGAGUUGGGAAAACGUAUGCUCAAUUCAGUUAUUGAAUUUGCAAAAACGGGUAAUCCAGCUGUUGAUGGUGAAGAAUGGCCAAAUUUCUCUAAAGAAGAUCCUGUUUAUUAUGUCUUCAGUACAGAUGAAAAAACUGAAAAACUACAAAGAGGUCCAUUGGCCAAACGAUGCUCAUUUUGGAAUGAUUAUCUGCCGAAAGUACGAAGUUGGGUUGCUUUCCUGACUAACCUUUCCGAAGUAGGCGAAUAUCUUUUUAUUCAUCUUAAAACCUGGUUAACAAGUGGUUAAACUGCAGUAUAGCAAUCAUAAACUACAUAAUAAACGCACUUUUCCUUAUAAAAACUAAAAAAGAAGUUAACAACAGAUAAACAAAGUAUACCUGCUUCUAAAAACUUAAAGUACCUUUAACAUUUAAAAGAUAAACUUUCAAUUAAUAAAUAUUAUUAAAAAAUAAACUAUAAAUACCAUAACUGUAUGUUCUGCACACAAAAAAAGUUGUACUUUUAAAAAAAAUUACAUAGCUUUACUAAAACUAACAGAAAGAAAACACAAAUGAAAGGAAUGGAAUUGAAAUGCCUAUGGUAACUUAUGGAUAAAUUGGCUAAAAAAAACAAGAAUUGUUAAAUUAUUAAAAGAGAAAUAAUAUUGCAUGAUGACAGGUAAUUGAGACAAAAUGUAAAUAAAUCUUCAUAUGUAUAUAUUUAUAUGUAUGUAUUAAUGUAUUCGUGUUCCUCCAAGCGCGUAUUUCAAUUCUAUUUAUUCAAUACGACUAAAAAGUAUUACUGAAAGGGGAGAUUGUAUAAAAUAAUACUAGUACGAUAUGCAAAUUGAAUUGCAAGCAAAUUAAAUAUAUAUAUUUUUUUAUAAGUUAUGAAAACAAACAAGGAACAAAUAAAACUGUAGGAUUGUGUAUUGUUAAAAUAAAGGACCAUCAUUUAUCAUAUGAAAGUAAAGUAAGGAUUAUUGUUUUGUAUUUACUGUCUGAAAUUUAUGUAGAAUACACACAUGUCUAUAUAAACUGACUGAUUGUUUAAUGUCUUUAUUACUAAGAUACUUUAAGAGAUUUCAAAUAUUUGAUGUAAUUACAGCAACGCGUGUUUAAAACAAAGAUUUAGUGGAAGUUACAUAUUACCAAAUACUUUUAAAGUUAUUGUUUUAUGUUAUUCAUUAUUUAAAUAGUUUUGAAAUUAAGAGAACUAUACUUUUUAUUUGUAUUGUAAAAUUUAGAUAAUAUACAGUCAACGACAAAAACUAUUUUCCUUCAGUGCGUGUAGAAAAACAGUUGCCAGCGAGCGAUCGUAUAAAUUGUAAACUGCAAAACUCAAAAUCAAGUACCUACUUAUCUUAUUAUGUGUAAAUCAUUAUAAGAUAACUUAAAAGUCAUGAAGAUGGUAUGUAGAAGUCACUGAAAAGUAAGUGGUUGUAUAAGCACAACUCAUUACGAGGGAUUAAUCAAUAUUUUUAAGUUUGUCGUUGACUAUAUACAUAUUUUCGUAUGUUCGUUAACAUAUCUACACCUGAAUAUAAGUAAAAAUAACUACAUACUAUGUAUAAAAUCUAUAUAUAUACCCUACACCACUAUAGUGUGGAGGAUAUUAUGCGUUUAUGCUGAUGUUUGUAAUACCUAAAAAUAUUGGUCCGACAUCCACUUUAAAUUAUAGCAAUCGGCUCAGAAUUACUCUCUGAGUCGAUUUAGCUAUGUCCGUCUGUCUGUCUGUCUGUCUGUCUGUCCGUCCGUCUGUGUGUCCAUGUAAACCCUGUGCGCACUCUA
Messenger RNA from Lucilia sericata (common green bottle fly), 5365 nucleotides. Its product is annotated as acetylcholinesterase. The record is from RefSeq and is a predicted model, not a curated record. The transcript has 10 exons. Gene Ontology annotation, cellular component: plasma membrane. Lineage: Eukaryota; Metazoa; Arthropoda; Insecta; Diptera; Calliphoridae. Gene Ontology annotation, molecular function: acetylcholinesterase activity. Gene Ontology annotation, biological process: acetylcholine catabolic process in synaptic cleft; choline metabolic process. The coding region runs from base 1801 to 3882 and encodes 693 amino acids.